This is a messenger RNA of Osmia lignaria (orchard mason bee), 1413 nucleotides long. Lineage: Eukaryota; Metazoa; Arthropoda; Insecta; Hymenoptera; Megachilidae. The record is from RefSeq and is a predicted model, not a curated record.
CAUAUAUAUAUAUUAAUAAAUAAUUACAUUAACCAAUAAACAUGGAUAACGAAGCCAACGUACCAGCCGAGGGCAACCGACCAAUAAGCAUAAGGGAUGCAGCGGAUAUAGUGCCACCUUUCGAUGGCCACAACAUUUCCGUGUACCAAUUCACGAAGAAUUGCCUUAAUGCAAGGGGCAUGAUUUCACCAAACGCCGAAUACGGCCUAGUCCAAUUAAUUAAAAAUAAAUUAUAUGGACAAGCCUCGAGAGUAGUAUUGAGCGGAGACUACAAUACCAUCGAACAGCUGAUUACGGUGCUGAAAUCACGUUUUGCUCCAUUAUACUCAUCAAUACAACUAUGCGGAGACAUGUCGAAAUUGGCUCAGAUGCCGAACGAAGCAGUCGUCGACUACAGUAGCCGAGUCUCCAGUAUUUUGCUGCAAAUUCAGAACUGCAACGAAAUCGAAGUUCCUGAAUAUACGCAGCAGUAUAAUGCAUCUGCAGAAGCCAAUGCUGUCAAGGCAUUUCUGACUGGGAUGAAACCAGAAAUCUUCAGUCGAUUACGAAAUUGCGAGUUCAACACCUUGGACGAAGCAAUUAGUGCAGCUAUUAAAGGCGAAGCAGAGUACAAAGAAAAUAUGAUGAGGAUGAAAUUGACCGAGGGAUAUACCCAGGCCAUUCAAUGCAGCAACUGUUUUGGGUACGGCCACAGUACGAACACCUGCAGUAGCCGUUCAUUCCAAAGGCAGCAGGUAUCGUCGAUCCAAUGGCAGCCAAGAUAUUGCCAGCAUUGCCAGCGCCCGGGACACACAAUUCAAAAUUGCUGGUUCAACAACAAUAACAACAACAAUUUCAAUAACAACUAUAAUAAUUACAACAAUUAUAAUCAACAAAGAAGUCAAUGGAUACAACCAAACCGGGUUCCACAAAACCAAACCCCGGUGAACCAGCGGCAGAACACAGGUCAACGCCAAGGAACGGGACAACCACCGGCUUUUCAACAUCCGGCAAACCAACCUUUGGCAAAUCCGACCUUUCAACCCCCGGUAAACCAACCUCCUAGUAACUGGUACCAAGGCACCGCAAACUGGAGAAGGCAACCUCCAAUAUGCACUUAUUGCCAAAAUAUUGGCCAUACCAUCGAACAAUGCAGAAAGAAAGCGUAUCAAGAGAAGAUUAAAAACCAACCACAACAACCUACAACUCAUGAACCACAGGAUACAUCGAAGUAAAAGCGCUGGAUACAGAGUCCGUAUUCCAUGUUGUGGAGGAUCUUCCGAUAGCGCACGAUGGAAUACUAGGAACCGAAUUCUUUAAAAAUAGCGGAGCGAACAUUGACUACGCCAAAUCUAUGCUCAUAGUCAACAAUUUCAUAAUACCAUUCCAAGAGCCUUUAAUCACAAUACCAUCAAGGACUAGAACAACAAUUCC